CUGAAAAAUUUAAAGUGAUGGCGGUCAUAGAAAAAUUUCCCAAAUCAUGGGAAGAUUUUGGUAUGACUUUAAAACAUAAAAUGAAAAAGAUCACUUGAAAAUCUUUGAUGCAUUCCAUUACGGUUGAGGAGGAACAUAAGAAAGCGGGUUAUAUUGCGCCUAUUGAAUUUCAACCGAAGGCUCAUGUUAUAACUGGGGGAAAGCAAGCACAUGACUCUAAAAAUAAACAAUCACCAUCUUUUAAACCCAUAAAGGCCAAACUAAAAAUUGCAAAGAAACCAAAGGCAAACCGACCAUGCUGGAACUGUGGACAGAUGGGGCAUUGGGCCAAAUUGUGUCCUAAUAAAAAGGCCAAGGCUCAAUCUGGGGGACCUCAAGUCAACAUGGUGACUGGAGGGACUAGUUCUAAUGGCCUGCGGUUGGAAGAACAGUGAUGAUGGGGAACACAAGUGUUGCUAGUGUGCAAGGAAUUGGAAAAGUAGAAAUAAAAUUCCCUUCGGGAAAAAUUCUAUCUUUGCAUGGAGUGCAUCACGUUCCCGAAAUUAGAAGGAACAUCGUUAGUGGUUCCAUUCUAGUUAGGGAGGGUUAUGAGUUGUCCUUUAAAUUAAAUAAAGUUGUAAUUUUAUUUGGUGGAACUUUUAUUGGCAAGGGUUACUUGUCUGAUG
Messenger RNA from Cuscuta epithymum, 665 nucleotides. The record is from the annotation of a GenBank genome assembly. NCBI's taxonomy places the organism in Eukaryota, Viridiplantae, Streptophyta, Magnoliopsida, Solanales, Convolvulaceae.